This is a messenger RNA of Polypterus senegalus (gray bichir), 1426 nucleotides long. RefSeq names its product myeloperoxidase-like. The record is from RefSeq and is a predicted model, not a curated record. Gene Ontology annotation, molecular function: heme binding; peroxidase activity. Gene Ontology annotation, biological process: response to oxidative stress. NCBI's taxonomy places the organism in Eukaryota, Metazoa, Chordata, Cladistia, Polypteriformes, Polypteridae.
AUGGAAGGUGGGUCAGGAUUCUUCCAGAUGAUCAAGAUCCCACAGAAUGAUGGCAGGUUUACCAACACCAAAAGUUGUAUUCCCUUUUUCCGGUCAGCUCCAGCUUGUGGAACAGCAUUCACAGGUUACAUAUUUGGAAGACCAAAUGUCCUCCAAAUUAACCAGCUUACCUCCUUUAUUGAUGCAAGUAUGAUUUAUGGGUCCACUAAUUCCGUGGCCAAAGAACUGCGAGACCUGACCAAUAAUUUUGGCCUCCUCGCUGUGAAUAAAGACUACAGCGAUGAUGGCUAUGAUUUGCUUCCCUUUCAAAAUGCAACUCGCAACUUUUGUGCCACAAGAUCAAUUGUUACGAAGGACCCAUCGGUUCAAGAAGUUCCAUGCUUCAUGGCAGGAGAUUCACGUGCCAAUGAAAAUAUUGCGCUUACAGCUAUUCACACUAUGUUCCUCAGAGAGCAUAACCGUAUUGCAAAGAUUUUCAGGAAACUUAAUCCACAAUGGAAUGGUGAAACCAUUUACCAGGAAACAAGGAAGGUUGUAGGAGCAUUUCACCAGAUUAUUAUGUACCGGGACUAUUUGCCUAUAAUCAUUGGUCCAAAUGCAAUGACAAAAUAUCUCUCUACUUACCGUGGUUACAAUAACAUGGUCGACCCUUCCAUUUCCAGUGUUUUCUCGACAGCAGCAUUCCGGUUUGCUCACCUAACUGUCCAGCCAUUUAUAUUUCGUCUAAACAGGGGAUAUCAGCAAAAUACUGUGUAUCCUAAUGUUCUCCUCCACAAUACCUUCUUCACCCCCUGGAGGAUUGUCUUUGAAGGUGGAGUUGACCCUAUUAUCCGAGGUCUUAUUUCCAUGCCUGCAAAGCUUAAUAGACAGGAUAAGCUGAUGCAUGAUGAACUUCGGGAGAGACUCUUUCAGCUGACCAGUCAGGAUGGUCUUGAUUUGGCAUCUCUUAUCAUGCAACGUGGAAGAGAUCACGGACUGCAAGGAUACAAUGCAUGGAGAGGCUUCUGUGGUCUUAGCCAGCCCCGAACUGAAAGGGAACUUGGACUGAUCCUCAACAACGUAACCUUGGCAAGGGCACUAAUUCGUCUGUAUGGAACCCCCAACAAUAUUGAUGUCUGGAUUGGAGGAGCUGUUGAGCCAUGUGUGCCAAAUGGAAGAGUGGGACCUCUGUUUGCUUGUCUAAUAGGAACACAGUUUCAGAGGAUAAGGAAUGGAGACAGGUUCUGGUGGGAAAACAGUGGCAUCUUCACAGAGAGCCAGAAGAGUGCUUUAAGGAACGUGUCACUCCAUCGUAUUAUCUGUGACAACACUGGAGUUCAGGAGCUCCCUCCAUCUGUGUUCCGGCACUUGCCGUACAGUGAUAAGUAUAUCUCAUGCUCGGACAUCCCAAAGUUCAACUUUAAUGCUUGGAAAAACAGCAUUUGAG